UAAAACCCCAAAAAGAUUCAACGCAAACGCUUCUUCCUCAACACCAAAUCCCCUAAUUCCGUACUUGAAUCUCAAUGGCAAUCCACAAGCUUGCGGCGAUCAUCAAGAACCCUUUAAAUGAGGACGAGUUUCUUCUCGUAAAAGAGUCGCCGCCGCCGAAAUUCGGGGAAGAAGAGUAUGAUUCCUACUUUGAUUCUGAUCUCUGGGACUUGCCCUCCACGCAACUGAAUUUACUAGAAGGAGAAUCGCAGUGUGGAGUUGCUGUUGAAGGCGCGGAAUCCGUUCUAGACAAGAUUGAUUUGACAAAAUUUGAUCUCAAUCUGGCACUCAAUCAGCUUUUGGCUCGAGUGGGUUAUGGAAUGCACGGUGGGGUACAGUGGCGUCUGUGGAAGUAUGCGGAGGAAGCUGAAUUUGGGCCAGGAGAUCCAGUUCAUACGGUCUUCAUUACUGGGAAACUGGUAUCAGUGGAUGACAAUUUACAAGGACCGUGUAAGUGGAUGUCAAUUCAACAUUGCCUGACCUGGCUUCUAGAUGUGAAACCAAGUUGUGGUCGUGUGGGACCUUUGGUAGUUGUUGGUCUUCUAAAUGACUCAAUGCAAUCUACAAAGUGGAAAGUACCGCCCACUUUGUGUUAUCAGGAGUACCCUCCUGGUGUUGUACUUGUGCCUAUGGGAAGUAGAACUGGCAAGCCAUUUCACACCACAAACUUAGUUGUAUUUGCACCACAUAAUCUCCCCAAUGACUCUGGAGAUAAUAAUUUUGUUGCUUACGGAGAUGCACUGAUCGUGGAUCCAGGAUGCCGAUCUGAAUUCCAUAAAGAGCUUGGGGAAAUUAUUGCUGCUUUGCCAAGAAAGUUGGUUGUCUUUGUUACCCAUCACCACCAUGAUCAUGUUGAUGGUCUUUCAAUCAUCCAAAAGUACAAUCCUGAUGCCACUCUCUUGGCACAUAAAAAUACCAUGUGUCGCAUUGGAAAAGGUGACUGGUCCCUUGGCUAUACCUCAGUUUCAGGCAAUGAAGAAAUUUGCAUUGGUGGUCAGCGGUUGCAUGUCAUUUUUGCUCCGGGGCAUACAGAUGGCCACAUGGCAUUGCUUCAUAUCAAGACUAACUCAUUGAUUGUUGGAGAUCACUGUGUGGGUCAUGGAAGUGCCAUUUUGGACGUUACUUCUGGUGGAAAUAUGACUGAAUACUUCCAAACAACUUACAAGUUUUUGGAGCUCUCCCCACAUGUUUUAGUCCCCAUGCAUGGGAGAGUUAAUAUGUGGCCAAAGCACAUGCUUUGUCAGUAUCUCAAGAAUCGAAGAAAUAGGGAGUCAACCAUCUUAAAAGCCAUAGAAAAUGGAGCGCAAUCACUGUUUGACAUUGUUGCAUAUACAUAUUCUAAUGUUGAUCGCAGUUUCUGGAUUCGUGCUGCAUCAAAUGUGAGGCUUCACGUGGAUCAUCUGGCCUGUCAAGAUAAAUUACCAAAGGAAUUUUCUAUUCAAAAGUUCCAGAAAACUUGCAGGCUGCAUUUCCUAUCCCGAUGGAUAUGGGCAUACCUCAACAGAGGUUUUCCAUUAAAGGAUCAGAAGCUAAGAAUAACCAAAAUGAUUAUUGCUAUAGGGGUGGCUGGCUUUGCUGUGUUGUACUCGAUUAAAAACAUGGGUUCAAAUAAGUCUAGCAGCUAAAGAGUGAAUAACAUUCAGAUCAGGAUACCUUUUAAUUAUGUUUGAAAAAUUAAUUAUCUUUCCUUCUAGGAGAGAUAUUAUGUUGUAAUAAUGGCAAUACUUAUGCUUUUGCAACGGUCUAGCUAUCCUUGUGCUACAAAGGAAUAUGAACUAAUAAGAAAGUGUGCAUCAUCAAGAAAGUUAA
This is a messenger RNA of Vitis riparia (riverbank grape), 1848 nucleotides long. RefSeq lists its product as uncharacterized. Gene Ontology annotation, cellular component: plastid. NCBI's taxonomy places the organism in Eukaryota, Viridiplantae, Streptophyta, Magnoliopsida, Vitales, Vitaceae. The coding region runs from base 75 to 1664 and encodes 529 amino acids. The transcript has 12 exons. The record is from RefSeq and is a predicted model, not a curated record.